AUGGAUAGGUACUCGGAAAGCUGUGCAAGUAAUAGAGUCAUCGUGCUGGAUGGUGACACCAAAACCUCCACGUUCUCUGAUGUAUUCAAGAAGGAGCACCCUGAGCAGUUCAGCAAGUGUUUUAGCGCCAAGCAAAACAUGGUGUGCGUGGUGCUGGGAUACAUCAUCUGUUGUCAGACCAUUGCUUUUGCUGGCACCUUUGCUGCCUUUUUGACAGUAUUUGACCAGAUCCAGAUGGGAGGCAUCUCUCAAACCACCAUCAACCUUACUGGGUCCCACUGAGGGUUAUCUGUUGGUGGAGACUGCCCCUCCCAGAUGGCCUUGCGGGAUCUGGCCAUGCUCCGAGCCAUUCCCAACUGCACUAUUUUCUAUCCAGGUGAUGCUGUCUCGACAGAGCAUGCUGUUCUCCUGGCAGCCAAUACCAAGGAGAUGUGCUACAUUCAGACCAGCCGGCCAGAGUGUGCAGUUAUUUAUACCCCACAAGAAAAGUUUGAGAUAGGAAAGGCCAAGGUACUGUCCGCAGGGCUUAAGCUACAUGAAGCUUUAGCAGCUGCUGAAGAUCUUACCAAGCAAGCUCAGUUCAAGCUGGGGAGAGAUAUUUCUGUCCGUGUCAUCGACCUGUUCACUGUUAAGCCCCUGGACGUUGCCACCAUCACCUCCAGUGCAAAAGCCACAGGUGGCCGAGUUAUCACAGUGGAGGAUCACUACCCAGAAGGUAGCAUCGGGGAGGCCAUCUCUGCAGCUCUCUCCAUGGAGCCUGACAUCCUGGUCCAUCAGCUGGCAGUGCCAGGAGUGCCUCCGAGUGGGACACCAAGUGAGCUGAGGGAUAUGUUUGGAAUCCAUGCCAGGCACAUCAAAGACCUAUAG
Manis javanica (Malayan pangolin) is the source of this 867-nucleotide messenger RNA. RefSeq names its product transketolase like 1 (gene TKTL1). Gene Ontology annotation, molecular function: thiamine pyrophosphate binding; transketolase activity. Lineage: Eukaryota; Metazoa; Chordata; Mammalia; Pholidota; Manidae. The record is from RefSeq and is a predicted model, not a curated record.